CAGUUUCAGUUGAUGAGUUCUCAUCGAAAUUCACGAAAUUUUGAAGCUGGUAAAGAUACUUGAAGUUGUUUAAAAUGUCCAGUCAAAGCUACCCAGCACAGCUGAAUCCUUUUGUCGAGGACGCAACAUCGAAAAAAGACAAUCGAAGGAGCUGGAACCCUCGUAAAAUGUUUCUCUCUCGUCAUAAACGCACAUCGUCAUACGCCACUGCGCAAAUAACCACAGAUGAGAACGUCGAGCGGGAGCUGAUCCCGCCUACCGAUGAGCAAGUUCCGCAAAGUCACGGCGUUCACCGUAAGAUGUCUCGGGACACAACACCCACCGAGUCCAAGUGCCGCACCAAUGACUCGACAUUGCAUAGGAAGAAACGACGUGCACCACUGCCGCCAUUGAGUCCCGUCACGUUGGAGUCUUCCUCUUCUACCGAUACUAAGUCGAUCACGGAUCUCAGUUUCUGCGAUACAAUUGAGUUGGAAACUGUUGUCACCAUCACGACAAUAACGGCUACCGUCGAUGAGCAGAACGAGGUCGAUCAAUUGCCAUUGCUCUUCUGCGAUUUAAAUGAUGAGUCAUGAAAAAUGUUCUGACGAAAAGAGAACUAACACAAAAGCCUAUUCACCUUCUUGUACAUUUUGUCAA
Messenger RNA from Daphnia carinata, 639 nucleotides. RefSeq lists its product as uncharacterized. The coding region runs from base 75 to 575 and encodes 166 amino acids. NCBI's taxonomy places the organism in Eukaryota, Metazoa, Arthropoda, Branchiopoda, Diplostraca, Daphniidae. The record is from RefSeq and is a predicted model, not a curated record. The transcript is spliced from 4 exons.